GAGGACAGCAUGUGCGAGGGCCCGUCCCGCAUCUCGGGGCCCAUCCCCCCGGACCCCACGCUCUGCCCCGACUACUACCGGCGCCCGGCAUCAGCCCAAGGGCGUCUUGAGGGAAACGCACUGAAGCUGGGCCUGCUGACCACCGACUGCAGCCUGGACGCCACACCUCCCCGAGGACCCCGCAUCAGGCCCGGAGGCCGAGAGAACUUGGAGCGGGGCCGACUCGGCGUGGGUGACGUGCUGCUGCAACUUCAGGGCAUCUCCCUCAGGCCCGGAGUCUCCCCCAAGAGGAAAGACCCUAAAGACCACGAGAAGGAGAAUUUGCGGCGAAUCAAGGAGAUCCAGCGACGCUGGCGGGAGCAGGAGCAGGGCCGGGAGCGAGGCCAGCCGCACCCCCUGAAGGCUCUGUGGCGCUCACCUAAGUAUGACAAGGUGGAGUCUCGAGUCAAGGCCCUGCUACAGGAGCCAGGCCGUGCCUCUGGGACAAAGCCGGCCAACUUCCUGCGGGCGCACUCCCGCUGUGGCCCUGGACUUCCACCAACUCGGGCCCCCAGCCCCCAGCUGAGCCCACGAGAUCCCCAAACUAAGGGGCCCAGCCUGGCUGUGGACUUCAUCAGUCACAAUGCACAAGCUGCUACCAAGGCCCCCCGGCGGCGGCAUUCCCGCUCACUGCAGGUCCUGAACCAGGAGCUGGAACGGCAGCAGCAAGCCCAGGAGCACUACAAUGCCACGCAGAAGGGUCAUGUGCCCCAUUACUUGCUGCAGCGUAAGGACCUGUGGCGGCAGGAGGCUGAGGCCCGCCAGCGGAGCCAGCCAGACCCCAGCAUCCCUGCUGGGCACACUCUCAUGCCUGAGAGCCAGCGGCUGGAGACCCUGGACAGUCUGCUCCAGAGCCAGAGGCAGCUGCUGCGAGAGCUCAUACUGCUGCCUGCGGGGGCCGACUCACUGAGAGCCCGCGGCCACCGUGCUGAGCUGGAACAGAAGCUUGUGCAGGUAGAGGAAGCCAUUAAGAUCUUCUCCCAGGCCAAAGUCUUUGUGAAGAUGGAUUCCUGAGCCCUUCUGCAGGGUAGUGGCCAGGAAGUCUGUGCUAAGGCUGGCAACAUGGGUCCCCCCUGGCAGAGUGGAGGGCUGAGCACAGGGUAGGGAGUGGGCAGCAGCUCCAGGCAUCAGUGACUGUGAAAGGGCUCCUUGGCCUUGGCACCUGUUUCUUGUUUCUUGAGAUUAAACCUUUUGUACCUGGUGGAAA
Ochotona curzoniae (black-lipped pika) is the source of this 1246-nucleotide messenger RNA. Its product is annotated as enkurin domain-containing protein 1-like. The transcript has 7 exons. The record is from RefSeq and is a predicted model, not a curated record. NCBI's taxonomy places the organism in Eukaryota, Metazoa, Chordata, Mammalia, Lagomorpha, Ochotonidae. Gene Ontology annotation, cellular component: cytoplasmic microtubule. Bases 10 to 1053 code for a protein of 347 amino acids.